AUGAAGGAAGGUCGGCUGAAGCCCGACACCUUCCACGAGAAGCGGCUCCUCGGCCAGCCGGCGGGCGUCAACGUCAUGCUGGUUCUCUAUAGCCGCUUCCAUAACUAUGUGUGCGAUAUACUACUCAAGAUCAACGAGAACGGCCGCUUUACUCUUGCCUGCACUCCUGAAUCUAGCGCUGAAGACAAGGCCAAGGCUGUGGCAAAGCAGGAUCACGACAUCUUCAACACCGCCCGCCUUAUCGUUGGUGGUCUCUACGUCAACAUCUGCCUACAUGACUACUUGCGCGCCAUUACCAAUACCCACCAUUCCAAGAGUGACUGGACCUUGGACCCUCGGGUGGACAUUGGCAAGCAGUAUGACGGCGAGGGCGUCCCUCGUGGCGUGGGCAACCAGGUCAGCGUCGAGUUUAAUCUCCUGUACCGCUUUUACGCGUGCAUAUUAAAGAAGGACGAGGGGUGGAUUAACAACUUCUUCCUCAAGCUCUUCCCUGGACGGAAGCCAGAGGAGUUCGAGAACGUCAGCUGGACCGAGCUGGGUCAGGCUCUGGCGAGAUUUGAGGAGAGCAUUCCGAAGGAUCCUAGCGUCCGCACGUUCGACGGCCUGGAGCGCCAGAACGACGGCACCUUCAAGGACGAGGAUCUCGUGCGCAUCCUUAAGGAGGCCAUGGAAGACCCGGCGGGCAGGUUUGGCGCUCGGAUGGUGCCCAAGGCGCUGAAGAUCGUCGAGUUCUUCGGACUCAAGCGCUACGAGACGUUUACCGACAUUAAUUCCGACAAGAAUAUCGCCGAUAUUCUCGAAAAGCUCUACUCGGACCUAGAUAUGGUCGAGCUGUACCCCGGCCUCAUUAUCGAAGACAUCAAGCCCGUUCGCAACGCCGGCAGUGGCAUCUGCCCAAUAUACUCGGUCGGCCGGGCAGUGCUCUCGGAUGCCGUCACGCUUUACACUCUGGACGAUCCUAAGGCUCCGCCCCGACCCGUCGUUGUCUUCACCGCGCAGUCUAUUAAGCAUGUCCUCGACAACCCAAAGCAGUUCGUUGUGCCGUGGCUGCAGCCUAUCAGCGCCCUGUUUCCCGGAAAGAAGGAUCUGGGAUGGUUCAUGCUGGCGGGCGACCAGCCUCGCAACCUGGCACACCGGUCUAGCGUUGUUAGUGCCAUGAUGAAGAUACCCAACAUGCGCGACGCCGUAUACGAGUUCGUCGCGCGUGUCGGCUCGAAGCUCAUCGAGAAGGAGACCUUCACACUCGCAAAGGGCCUUAACUAG
Molecule: messenger RNA, 1263 nt
Organism: Purpureocillium takamizusanense
Lineage: Eukaryota; Fungi; Ascomycota; Sordariomycetes; Hypocreales; Ophiocordycipitaceae
Exons: 3
Coding region: 1-1263 (420 amino acids)
Biological process (GO): response to oxidative stress
Molecular function (GO): peroxidase activity; heme binding
Source: RefSeq, a predicted model, not a curated record